Penicillium subrubescens is the source of this 243-nucleotide messenger RNA. RefSeq lists its product as uncharacterized. The transcript is spliced from 2 exons. The record is from RefSeq and is a predicted model, not a curated record. The coding region runs from base 1 to 243 and encodes 80 amino acids. Lineage: Eukaryota; Fungi; Ascomycota; Eurotiomycetes; Eurotiales; Aspergillaceae.
AUGCUCAACUCUACCAGGACAAGCCAGGUUACACUAGAAGCUCCUAGCAGUCUGUACAGAGCAGAUAUAGAGGUGGUUCAGCCAGAGGAGGAUCCCUUCCCGGAAGACCCAGAAGAAGAAGUCGUCGACCCUUUCCCUAAAAAUCCCGAAGAGGAUUGUAACACCCAGUUAGGAACCUGCCAGACGCAGAACACAGAUUACCUAACGGAGAAGGCAGCCCUUCAACACGAGAAAGCUGCGUAG